Molecule: messenger RNA, 1710 nt
Organism: Dreissena polymorpha
Lineage: Eukaryota; Metazoa; Mollusca; Bivalvia; Myida; Dreissenidae
Product: coiled-coil domain-containing protein 25-like
Exons: 9
Coding region: 127-753 (208 amino acids)
Source: RefSeq, a predicted model, not a curated record
GGAUAAAAGCUUAUUUGAAAUAUUAUUGCGAUCCCGAUCAAGUCGAUGCUUAUGAGAAAUAGUGACAACGACAAAACAAAAACGACGUGAUUUUGGGAGCACACACUAUUGAAGACAACUGCCGAAAUGGUGUUUUAUUUUACAUGCGACGUUGUUUCCCCAGCAUAUAUGAUGUACAUGGGCUUAGAUAAAAAUGAAAAUGAAGAACUUAUAAAAUGGGGAUUUCCUGAAGAUGUGUGGUUCCAUGUGGAUAAGGUGUCAUCAGCCCACGUGUAUCUGCGACUACACCCAGGAGAAACACUGGAUGACGUUCCACAGAUUGUCAUUGAUGAGUGUGCACAGCUUGUGAAGGCCAACAGUAUCAGCGGUAACAAGAUGAACAAUGUGGAUGUAGUGUACACAAUGUGGGACAACCUCAAGAAAACUGGAGGGAUGGAUGUUGGGCAAGUUGGCUUUAAUAAGAGUAGAGAGGUCAGGAAGGUUAAAGUGGAGAAGCGCAUCAAUGAAAUUGUGAACAGACUUAAUAAGACCAAGGAGGAGAAGUUCCCAGACUUGCGGGCGUUACGUGAGGACAGGGACCGCCAGGAGAGGGAGGACCAGAAACAUCAGCUGCAGGAACAGAAGAAGAAGGAGAAGGAGGAAAUGGACCGCAAGGAGCAGGAGAAAUCACUCAGGUCAUACAGCUCUCUUAUGAAAGAAGAAAAUAUGACAAGCAAUAAGGAUGCAGGUAAUGACUCUGAUGACUUCAUGUGACCCAGUGACGAGAAGCAGUGUGCAGCAGGUCAUUACAUCUUCCAUAACCUGGCUGUUUGAAGAGAUAUCAUCGGGGAUAGUUGCACAUAGCUUGUCCCUUUUCAAAAAAACUUUUUGUAGUGGUUUUUGAAUAUGAAAUGAAAUAUAUUUACUGGAAAAUAUCAACCAAUGGUGUUUCAUCUAAAAGGCUUUCAUUAAUAUGCUAAUAUUGAAAUAUAGGAUUGUCACAGAGAUUGAAAAUAAUGCUAUCAUGACCUUUUUCUACCUUUUUGAAGUAAUUGUUUUAAUUUCAUAUGUUCAGGACUUUAUAUUCUUUGUAUAAUAGUAAAAGCAUUAUUUUCUUCAAAUUAAUUUUUUUCAGUCCAAAAAGUUGCCAAAAAAUGUAUACUCUUAAUUUAUACAGAACAGAAAAACGAUCAGUUCAUGGCACAAUGCAAGCAGAUUUUAAAAACAAAUAUUAAAUUUAAUUACUUGUGCUUCAAAAUAAUUUUUUGUUUUGCAUGUAAACAAAAGCUGAUAUGCUAUGGUAGGUCAAACAAGUUUCCUCUGUUUACAUGACUCAGCCUUGAGCAGAAAGUCGUUGGUAUGAGCUAGCAGACUGUAACCUCAGCACUAGGGAUAAUUGUGGUGUGAAAGAAACUUCGUUUUGCAUAAGAAGUAUCAGUUUGUGAAGUACUAGUUCAUUUUGAUGCAUGAAAUGUGGUAUCCAAUUGCUGUAACUGAAGUUCUUUAUACUUGCUGUUUUGAAGUUGCAAUACAGAACUCUUGCUGCCUGCAGGCAUAUAUAAUAGAAGACAACAGUCUGGAGUUUUUAUAUCAUCUCAUUUUUGUCUGCAGUUUUACAUGUUAACAUGUAUUUAUGUAUAAAAUUGUGAUAAAUAUGGGAAUAAGGAAUAUGAACUUUUUCUCCCUAAAAAUGAUCUUGUCUUGUAUAUAAUAUAUAUUGUGUAACUAUUG